Messenger RNA from Equus quagga, 325 nucleotides. It is a transcript of the gene TEX54, whose product is annotated as testis expressed 54. The transcript has 2 exons. Bases 35 to 325 code for a protein of 96 amino acids. The record is from RefSeq and is a predicted model, not a curated record. Lineage: Eukaryota; Metazoa; Chordata; Mammalia; Perissodactyla; Equidae.
UAGUGCGGGGCCUCUCUGGGGGCCGUGCAGGGCCAUGGGCUGUUGCCAAGACAAGGACUCUCACACCUCCGAUGAGCAGGGCAAGGAAUCGGAGGAAGUCGAGGAAGGCAGCGGAAGGGUCGAUGUGGACUCUCCGGACCAGCAGCGGAAUCGCAAGUCGAACGAAAGCCUUCUGAUCACCGUGGUGUGGCGGCGGCUAUCCCUGUUCAGUCGUCGGGGCUCCGCGCGGUCAACCAAGAGGCUAUCAAAUCAAACUCAAAAGCAUGGGUGUGCGGUCGUGGAGGGCAAAAACGAGGAGAUCCCGGAGGAGCCAGAGAAGGGGUGA